AUGGAUCCCAUUCCAAUCAAGUCCAACUGCAUCGAAUCGAUUGAUCUCGACCUCUUCAGAUCGAUGAGGCCGAUCGCAUCAAGAAAAAUCGAUACUCUCGACAAGCGAUCCAGCGCAUCGCGACAAGCGAUUAACGAUUCCACCAUCAUCACCCCCGAAGAUACAAUACCAAAAGGAGAGAUCGUGACUUUCCACGAGCACAAAACUAAAAAGCUCGAUAUGCCCCAUGACGAUGCCUUGGUGAUCGCAUUGGAAAUCGAAGGCGCCGUCUUUUCGAAAAUCCUCGUCGACAUUGGAAGCGCUGUCGACGUCAUCUCACAAAAAACGGUACAGGCGUUCGAGCAACCGAUCCCAAUGAUCAGACGAGAAACGACUCCCCUCGCCAGCUUCGAAGGAAAGUCGAUCCGUUCGCUUGGGAUCAUAUUAUUAACCACCAAAGCUUACUAUCUGGAACUGAAAGCAGAAUUCACCGUAGUCGAUCAUCCUAUGCCCUUCGAUGCCAUCGUAGGGCGCCCCUGGUUGCACCAGAUGAGGGCGGUCCCCUCGGUUUACCACCAAUGCGUGAAGUUUUUAUCUCCAACCGGCGAGAAAACCAUACUCGGAAGCCAAAAACAAGCCAGAGCCUGUUACAUGUCUGAAUUCCGAAAGAUGCCACAGAAGGAGGAGAAUAUCCCAUGCGCACGCGACCUCUCAGUAAAAGAUCCCGCCAAAGACCUAUCGAGCAUCGUCGCCCUAGACGAGAGCUCCCCCGAAAAAGGCGUUAACAUCGGGAACGAUCUCCCUCCUGAAAUCAGGAACGACCUUGUAUCUUUCCUCAAGCAAAAUAUUAGAACAUUCGCAUGGUCUGCGGCAGACAUGCCCGGAAUCGACAUCAAUAUCACCUUUCACGACCUGAACGUCGAUCCUACGUUCAAACCUAUCAAACAAAAACGAAGGAAGCUAGGACCCGAACGGGCCAAGGCGGUAAAUGACGAAGUGGAUAAGCUCCUAAAAAUCGGCUCCAUUCGCGAAGUCCAAUAUCCUGACUGGCUCGCAAACCCAGUCGUAGCAAAAAAGAAAAAUGGAAAAUGGAGAGUAUGUAUCGAUUUCACCGAUCUCAACAAAGCAUGCCAAAAAGAUAGCUUCCCAUUACCGCAUAUCGACCGGCUGGUAGAAGCCACGACCAGUCACGAACUACUCUCGUUCAUGGAUGCAUUUUCUGGUUACAAUCAGAUUUUCAUGAACCCCGACGACCAGGAAAAAACUAGGUUCAUCACCGAGCAUAGGCCUGGGCAUUCGGGAACUUUCGGAGUGGCCUCCGGAGAGUUCCUCGGAUACCUUGUAACCGAAAGAGGAAUCGAGGCCAACCCGAAACAGAUCGCCGCGCUCAUCGAUACCUUACCUCCUACAUCGAUCCGAGAAGUACAGCGCCUCACCGGAAAAAUAGCUGCGCUGAACCGCUUCGUUUCUAGAUCGACCGACAGAUGCCUCCCUUUCUACAAGCUAUUGAAAGGAAACAAGAAAUUCGAAUGGAACACCGAAUGUGACUCCGCCCUAAAAGAACUUAAGACAUAUAUCAGCGAACCGCCCAUUCUGUCAAAACCAACCAUAGGAGAGACCCUCCUUUUGUAUGUGGCAACCUCCGAACACGCUGUGAGCGGAGUGCUAAUUCGCGAAGAAAGCGGAGAACAAAGACCGAUAUUCUAUGUAAGUAGAGUGUUGGUAGACGCCGAAACCAGGUACCCCUUGAUGGAGAAGCUAGCGCUAGCGGUAGUAACCGCGGCACGAAAAUUAAGACCUUAUUUUAAGUCGCAUUCAAUCACGGUCAUGACAUCGCAACCCCUACGGACAGUACUCCACAGUCCAAGCCAAUCAGGAAGAUUGGCGAAGUGGGCGAUCGAGCUCAGCGAAUACGAUAUCAAAUACAAACCGCGAACGAGCUCGAAAGCGCAGGUGUUAGCCGAUUUCGUAAUCGAACUCGUCCCGAAAGAGGACAGCGCGAAAUCGAAUUCCCUAACGUGGAAAUUACACGUCGAUGGGGCCUUAUCGAGGCAGGGAUCCGGGAUCGGAAUACAGCUCGAAUCCCCGACAGGGGAAAUGAUCGAGCAAUCAUUUUGCCUGGGAUUCAACGCAUUAAACAACGAAGCCGAAUACGAAUCUCUGAUCGCCGGCCUACGACUCGCACGAAGCGUUGGAGCUCGGGAAAUCAGCGCCUUCAGCGACUCGCAGUUAGUCACGAGCCAAUUCCACGUAGAAUACGGAGCAAAAAACGAAAGAAUGGAAGCAUAUCUCAUAGUCCUAAAAGAGAUCGCUCAACAAUUCGACAAAUUCGUGCUCACAAAAAUCCCAAGAGGAGAUAACACGUCGUCCGACGCUCUAGCUGUGCUGGCUUCAACUUCCAACCCAGCGGUAAAAAGAAUAAUACCGGUAGAGAAGGAAUAG
Messenger RNA from Brassica oleracea var. oleracea, 2421 nucleotides. RefSeq lists its product as uncharacterized. Bases 1 to 2421 code for a protein of 806 amino acids. The record is from RefSeq and is a predicted model, not a curated record. Lineage: Eukaryota; Viridiplantae; Streptophyta; Magnoliopsida; Brassicales; Brassicaceae. Gene Ontology annotation, molecular function: RNA-DNA hybrid ribonuclease activity; nucleic acid binding. The transcript has 2 exons.